Messenger RNA from Elgaria multicarinata webbii, 1326 nucleotides. Its product is annotated as vomeronasal type-2 receptor 26-like. The record is from RefSeq and is a predicted model, not a curated record. Gene Ontology annotation, molecular function: G protein-coupled receptor activity. Gene Ontology annotation, cellular component: plasma membrane. Lineage: Eukaryota; Metazoa; Chordata; Lepidosauria; Squamata; Anguidae. The transcript is spliced from 3 exons. Gene Ontology annotation, biological process: G protein-coupled receptor signaling pathway. The coding region runs from base 1 to 1326 and encodes 441 amino acids.
AUGGUGCCGAAGUUAUACCAGCAUGUCCUGGCGUUGGCAUUUGCUGUAAAUGAGAUCAAUGAAAAUCCAAUAAUCCUGCCCAAUGUCACACUUGGCUUCCACAUCUAUGACAGCUACUAUGAUGCGAAGAUGACCUAUCGAAAUACCUUGGGUUUGAUCUUAAAUGAGCAUCAGUUUCUCCCCAACUUCAAAUGUGGCAUGGAGAAAAAGCUCCUAGCUGUGAUUGGGGCUCUCGGCUCUGAUAUCUCAUUCUACAUGGCAGACAUCUUAAAUCUCUACAAGAUUCCACAGGUGCAGCCAAUUUCUCUGUGUAACACUCAGUGCCUCCCUGGAUAUCUGAAGGAAAAAAAGGAAGGGGAGAAAUUUUGUUGCUACAACUGUGUUCCAUGUCCAGAAGGGAAGAUUUCAGACCUGAAAGGUACAGAAAUGGAUGACUGUUUCAAAUGCCCAGAAGAUCAAUAUCCAAGCAAGGACCAAGUUCACUGUAUUCCAAAAACUCUAAGCUUCCUAUCAUACAAUGAACCCUUAGGGAUCAGUUUAGACUUACUUGCUAUUUCUUUUUCCUUUGUAACAGUGUUAGUGCUAAGAACGUUUAUUAAGCAUAAAGAUACCCCCAUAGUCAAAGCCAACAACCGAGAUCUCACCUAUAUUCUCCUUAUGUCUCUCCUUCUUUGCUUCCUCUCUUCUUUCUUAUUCCUCAUCCAGCCUGGGAAAGUGACCUGCCUUUUCCGACAACCAACUUUCGGCAUCAUCUUCUCAAUGGCUGUUUCUUGUGUGUUGGCAAAAACCAUCACUGUGGUUAUAGCUUUCAUGGCCACCAAGCCAGGGUCUAGCAUGAGGAAGUGGGUGGGGAAAAGACUGGCCAACUCCAUUGUCCUUUUCUGCACUCUUAUUCAAGCAAGCAUUUGUACGAUGUGGUUGGCUAUAUCCUCCCCUUUCCCUGAUUUGGAUAUGCACUCAGUAGCUGAAGAAAUAAUUGUGGUAUGUAAUGAAGGGUCUGUCGUCAUGUUUUAUCUUGUCCUGAGCUACAUGGGACUUCUGGCCAUCAUCAGCUUCUUUGUGGCUUUCCUUGCCAGGAAAUUGCCAGAUGCAUUUAAUGAAGCCAGGUUUAUCACCUUCAGUAUGCUGGUAUUUUGUAGUGUUUGGUUGUCUUUUGUUCCAACCUACUUGAGCACCAAGGGGAAAUACAUGGUAGCUGUGGAGAUCUUCUCUAUCUUAUCCUCCAGUGCUGGGUUGCUGAGUUGUAUCUUUUCCCCAAAAUGUUACAUCAUUGUGCUAAAACCUGAGAUGAACAAGAGGGAGCAGUUAAUAUACAGAAAGAAUUAA